Molecule: messenger RNA, 505 nt
Organism: Calypte anna (Anna's hummingbird)
Lineage: Eukaryota; Metazoa; Chordata; Aves; Apodiformes; Trochilidae
Gene: FXYD2
Product: FXYD domain containing ion transport regulator 2
Exons: 7
Coding region: 36-266 (76 amino acids)
Biological process (GO): regulation of sodium ion transmembrane transporter activity; monoatomic ion transport
Cellular component (GO): membrane
Molecular function (GO): sodium channel regulator activity
Source: RefSeq, a predicted model, not a curated record
GAGCCAGGAGCCCGCUGGACAACAACGCCAACACGAUGGGUGACGGGGGAUUUCUGCUUCCAAACAGCUCCUGGCAGAGGGACAUGUGUCCAGAGCAAGCGCCCGAGCAGGGCCCGGACAGGUUCAGCUAUGACUACGAGACCAUCCGCAACGGGGGCCUCAUCUUCGCUGUCGUGGCUUUUGUCAUCGGGCUCCUCGUCAUCCUCAGCCAGCGGUUCCACUGUGGAGGGAAGAAGAAGAGGCAAGGAAAUGGGGACGACCCGUAGCUGCAGAGCUGCCACGCCACUGUGGAAGCAGAGCUUCAUCCCAAGCAGAGGAGUCCUUGCUAAGGGCCACCCCUUACCUCGCUCCAGUGGAUCCAUUACCUUGCUCACCCCAGGCAAGGCUGGAACACAAAUUGCCCUCAUGCUUUCCCCUCUGGUUAGAUCCUGCAAGAGUUUCUUGGCUAAUAAAGCUGGAGCUGUGAGAGGUUAUGCUCUGUGCCAGAGGCAUUUGAGUCGCCCAC